This is a messenger RNA of Salvelinus sp. IW2-2015, 4471 nucleotides long. RefSeq names its product inhibitory synaptic factor 1 (gene insyn1). Gene Ontology annotation, cellular component: postsynaptic density. Lineage: Eukaryota; Metazoa; Chordata; Actinopteri; Salmoniformes; Salmonidae. Gene Ontology annotation, biological process: inhibitory postsynaptic potential. The record is from RefSeq and is a predicted model, not a curated record.
CAGCAGAGCAAGUUGUGCUGGCAAUAGCCUGAGCCCCACGAUAAACCCUGGCAUCAGCCUGCCUUCAUCCGGCAGUCAGCGAGGACACUUCAGGGCGCAGGGGCAGAGAGACGGGACGGAGAGAGAGUGAGACAGACAGAGAGAGAGAGAGAGACAGAGUGGUGUCAGGAGCAGCCUCCAGAGGGCUCUGACUGAUACAGAUCCUCUCCACAGCUCUGUACGCAGUAGCUCUUUCUGCUGUUUCCCGACGCCAGCAGGGUUGAUGAGGAUGGCGGGUGGCUUCUUCUUUCUCACAGCAUCGUCACUAGAGCAACGGUAGCAUCAGCAUCUACAGCAGCAACAGCUUCAGCUUCAGCAACAUCAGUAGCAGCAGCAGCCGGAUCUAUACUCUGCUGCUGGUCCCUAUUCUUCAGCCGCCUCCUCUCUCUGGUGUCUAAGAGUGCUGCUGUCAGGGCCGUUCCGCCCACCUCCACUCCUGCCUCCUCCUCCAUCCUGCCUCCUCCUCCAUCCUGCCUCCUCCUCCAUCUCGCCUCCUCCUCCAUCCCGCCUCCUCCUCCACAUCUCCAUCCUCAACAUGCUCUCCUUCAUUCCUUCCAUUGAGCCACGGCACUGAAUUAAUUCUUCACCCUCUGACUGGAGCUGCUUUCUCUAGGAAGACAGUGUCAUGUGUGAUUGGCCAGCUUGCCCUCUGGCAGUAGCAUCAGCCUGGAUUCAGUGUGUGUCUCGCKCCCCUGCCUGUGCCUGGGCUCCGGCUGUCCCUGGAGACGCGCUACUGGGAUUUACCUCUUCCUGCUGGAUGGAGAUGGCGCAGGGCUUUCUGCCUUUUUGAAAACUGUUCACAGAAGGAGAAAUACACAGAUAAAAAGAAGGAGGAAAUAUAAUGAAUCAAUCAGCAGCACAACCAGGCAGACUGCUGGUCUCCCUUAGCAACAACUCAGGGAGACUAAGAGAGAAGUGAAUUGUCUCUUCCUAUCUUCUCUGGUGUCUGGUUUCUGGGCGCACCCCUGCAGACCAGAGUGGACCAACAGUCGGAUCUGAAAGGGCAGGACAAGGGGCACUGCAAGGGCACGAAGGACACGCAAGUCACCCUAACGCCAGGGGAAGGACCCUCCUCUUCCUCCUUUUUCACCUCCUCCUGUUCAUCACCAUGUUGGUUUGUCAUUCUUCCCCUGCACGUUCUAUUCAUUAGUCACAUUUUACUCGCUAAGAUGUCCGUUUAUCCUCAUUCCUGCCACCUGGACUAAGCCCUGCCACUGAAGAACAGAUUGGACAUUCUUCACACACACACACCAACAAGCACAGAGAGACUCUCACCCCUCCUCCUACCUUCCUUCAUCCUCUCUUUGACGAGAAAUGAACAACACAUGUCGGUCAUCAUCUGAACAUAAAAUGGAUGGGUGCAGAAGUUGCUUUUGAUGUGGGCUAUUUCUUUAUUCCUUCAAGAUUAGUUUAUUCUCCCGUCACUUCUGAGAGAAAGGGAACACUGCACAGCAGAGGACACAGGAGGAAUAUCUCUUGUUUUCAAAAGGAUUUGUCCUCCUCUCUCCCUAAAAAAGACAGAAGCCAAACUGAGGGAGUAUACUUAGAAGGCAAAGCUUGUCCCUACUGCCUACCAAUAAUGUAGACCAAGAUCAUGAACAAAAAAAUAGCAACUGCUGGGAGUUCUACUUUUCUAUUAUGCUUGGAUAUUCUGAUCUACAGGGGAGGUUGAACAUGAACCCCUUGUUCAGCUUGACAACCUGGGAUGCACUCUUUUACAGUAASCUGGCUGACACCAAGUCACUGCAUCGUACCCGCUAAAUAAGAUUGUAAAGGGAGGUGAGUGGGAGGGGAAAAGAGCAACUCCCUCAUACAGACGAUCUAAAUAAAUAUCCUCCUCAGAGACCGAUGCAAACGUAUACACUGACACAUGAGAUGAGUACGCUCUCUGGCUCAACACUAUUAUAUAAGGUGUUUUCACACACACCAUCUUAGCUCCUGUUCUUUUCUUCUUCCUCCUGUUCCGUGGAUCUAACUUGAGUUUUUUCAUGUUUCUUUUGYCUUCAUUUUUGYUACUAUCCAUCCUGGAGCCAUGGAUGGCGGAGGGUAACGCCAGGGGGUUGAGCGCUCAGGCCAGGCAAGGUCUUUUGGCUGUCCAGGGGCUUUUAAGAUGUUGAGGUCUCCCUYCGUGGCCGGGGCCCCUGUUCGGAUCAGUAGCAKUGAGGCUCCUCGCYGCCAMAGACAUGGACCCCGACUCGGCUCCCCCCCGCCCCUGCCKUCAGCCCGCCYGCCCCUGGCCCCAAGUCGCCCUGUGAAGGAUGUCCCUCAGCAGAGCUCCGGCCCGGGACACCUCUGAGACCCCCAGCCAGACCCCCAGAGAACGSAUCCGCAGCCACAUGAAGAUGGUGAUCAACCAGCUGGACGGCAUUCUCAAAGAGCUCAAGGAUGUGGCCAAGGAACUCCGGGAGGUGGUGGGUCAGAUCGACAAGCUGACGUCAGACUUUGACUUUGACCUGGAGCCAGAUGACUGGACAGUGGCCACAGCGAGCAGCACGUCCAGCAGCGAGAGGGGCCUGGGAGAGGCCUUCAGGCUGGACUUCCUCAACCCUGACGUGCUCCCAGACAGCUGGGAGUUCUGCAGCUAUCUGGAGGCCUCCGUUGCUGCAGCAAACGCCGCCCACAAAGCAACGCCAACGGUGCAGCACAAGGAUGCAGGGCUGGAGCCGGGGGCGGGGGCGGAGUGUGGGUGCAUCCCCACCCAGACCCAGACCCCGCCACCCACAACCGCCUCAGCCUACUCCCAAAUGAAUGGGGGGCUGCCCAUCCCUAACGGACCUCUCAUAGUCACCCCAGACUCAUCCAGCGCCAGCGAAGAGGCUUCCAGCUCCACACACAGCCACAAGACCUCCCGCACGUCCGGCACCAGAGAGAGAGUCCGCUUCAGUGACAAGAUCCUAUACCACGCGUUGUGCUGUGAUGAUGACGAGGAGGAUGAAGAGGAGAGAGAUGAGGAGAAGGGCGGCUGUGCGACCCCAGACACUGACGACAGUGAGCCCAGUUCUAGUCAAGCCGGCUCGCCCACACCACCGCUCUCCUCCUCAGAGCACUCCGUCCUCCAUAACUGUCUGGACCCUUCUUAUGUCUCGUUCCCAGUGAACGUGGCAGCGGGGACUCAUACGCUGCCUAGAAAGGGUCUUCUCAAUCCCGCAAGCUGCCGGAAAAAACUGCUACGGAACAGCAGCACACAGACUGUUUCAGAUAAAAGCACCCAAACAGUACUGCCCUAUAUUCCAGCCAAACAGAAAACAAAGGACCACUGAGAAACAGUAACUUUACAACAACAGAACUAAUGAAAAAGGACUGUGUACUAUUUAAUAUUAAAUGCAUAGAUCAUAGAUUAAUACACAACUAAAUAAAUACAUAUUAAUUACUAAAUAAAUACAUGAUAUGAGAAAUUACUCACCUACCUAAAGUCAUUCUGAGGCUCAGGGAAAUAAAGGAUAAAGGCAGUUCCUUAAGGCAGUAAAAGAGAGAAAAGGGAUAUUGACGGACCCUAGGCUAGUGCCUGCUAAUGUUAAGAAAUGGACCGGAUGGAUUCCUUAUUUAUAAUCAUUUGCAACACUUAUUGAGAUGACUAAAGCAAUCAGUUUUCUAGGAAGUUGAAAUUGUUCUGAAAUCGGAAAGUAAGUGUGAAGAGGUAAUUUCCCUCCUCGUACACCAGUAUAAAUCACAAGAAAAUAUAUUGCUUGUUCUUUAAGAUGUGGUUAAAAAAUACUGCACAUUCUGUACACUGAGAAUCUGUAUAAACAUUGUCUUUUUCAUCUUCCAAUUAUUUCAAAUGUCAAUGGGGUUCCUGGUGUAACAACAGGGAGUGUAUCUAGAUGCACAAGUCAAGCCUUCUUCUCUCUUUGAUGUCAUCAUAAGUGAGUCAAGGCCCAGAAAAACAUGGUUUGACCUGGCCUUGAUUUUAUUAAUCAUUUCAAUAAUUUAUCUCUUGGUCUGCUGCUGAAACUGUAGUUGUGGAAAGCAAGAAGAAAAACAGGUAUUUUUGUGAGAUUCUGUACUCCAACUCCACAUUGUGACAUUUCCACUUGAUCUAUCCGUUCCUCUCUGCAAGGGAGCAAUGUUGUUAGGGGUGACGACUUGAAUAGAAGUGCACAAAGCCAAGAUGCAAAAGGUUAUGUCUCUCCAUUCUGAAUCCCAGUAGGGAUUUGGACUCAAUAGAGCAGCAUUUUAUUCACAGGGAUUAUGCCAAAAGCAGUGCUGAUCAAUAAGGCUGAUUGAGAGAGUGCUGUGAGAGGUCUCUCUGCUGAGCAGGCAGACCCUGCUCCUGGGGGCCCACAACAAAAACUCACAGUUAGAKCUCCAUCUAUUUCCUCUGCUAUUAGUGGCAGACAUGGACAGACGCAGCCUUCAAGAAAGAGAUUGGCAUUUAAGAAAUGUGUGCCAGGAUGUGAAAGAGUGGGUGGCAGACAGAGAGAAAGAGAGCGAU